AUGGCGCUAAGGACUCUACCAACUCUCAAAUUCUUCAAUGUGACCAUACCCGCACAAUAUGUGGUCCAUGUCGAGAUCAACCGGCCGGAAAAGCUCAAUGCUUUCUUUGGACCCAUGUGGAUCGAGCUGAAGGCCAUCUUUGACCAUCUGUCGCAUGACCCUGAUGUCCGGACCAUUCUGCUCUCUGGAGCCGGUGACCGAGCGUUCACAGCAGGCAAAGAUUUUGAUCUGACUUCCUGUCCUUCAGGGCUCGAUGUCGAGCAGGCUGCGAAAUCCAAUAGCCCACUUUCCACAGGGGUCCCGGACCCAUCGAGAAAAGCGACAUUACUAAGGCGACAUGUACUCGAACUACAAGACGUAAUCACAAGCGUCGCGCGAUGUGAGAAACCGGUCAUCGCGCUUCUCCACGGAUACACGUAUGGUCUUGGCAUCGACUUGUCAUCAGCAUGCGAUAUGCGCUUCUGCACGAAGGACACCAAGCUGUCCGUCAAAGAAGUCGACAUCGGUUUAGCAGCGGACGUUGGAACACUGAGUCGCUUACCCAAGGUCGUUGGGGGCGUAACGAGUUGGGUCAAGGAUGUCUGUCUCAGUGCACGCCCAUUCUCAGCAGAGGAAGCGCUCAAGAACAACUUUGUAAGCCGAGUGGUGGAUGGCGGUAAAGCCGAAUUAUUCAAGGAAGGGUUGGAGACGGCGCAAUACCUUGCAAGCAAAAGCCCUGUGGCCGUUCAAGGAACGAAAAACAUCCUCGACGCGUCUUGGGGAAGGACAAUCGAGGACAAUCUCAAUUACACCGCGGUAUGGAACGCGGGGAUGGUGCAAAGCAGUGAUGUUCAGAGGGCAAUGUUGAGCGGCUUGCAGAAGAGAACACCCACCUUUGAGAAGCUGUAA
This is a messenger RNA of Cladophialophora carrionii CBS 160.54, 888 nucleotides long. RefSeq lists its product as uncharacterized. The coding region runs from base 1 to 888 and encodes 295 amino acids. Lineage: Eukaryota; Fungi; Ascomycota; Eurotiomycetes; Chaetothyriales; Herpotrichiellaceae. Gene Ontology annotation, cellular component: mitochondrion. Gene Ontology annotation, molecular function: delta(3,5)-delta(2,4)-dienoyl-CoA isomerase activity. The transcript is spliced from 2 exons. The record is from RefSeq and is a predicted model, not a curated record.